Ricinus communis (castor bean) is the source of this 2142-nucleotide messenger RNA. RefSeq names its product probable WRKY transcription factor 9. Gene Ontology annotation, biological process: regulation of DNA-templated transcription. Gene Ontology annotation, molecular function: DNA-binding transcription factor activity; sequence-specific DNA binding. The coding region runs from base 310 to 1908 and encodes 532 amino acids. Lineage: Eukaryota; Viridiplantae; Streptophyta; Magnoliopsida; Malpighiales; Euphorbiaceae. The record is from RefSeq and is a predicted model, not a curated record. The transcript is spliced from 5 exons.
AAAAAAAAAACUUUGCUAAAAAAAAGGCAAAUAAAGGGUGGGUUGUAGGGGUGUGAUGGUAAUUUCGGUAGGGAGAAAAUCUCAAUAAUGAAAAAUUGGGAAGCCCUAGUUCAUAAAUUAAAGAUUAGUGUUAAUUAAUUAAGGUUAAUUAAAGUCAAACCUUAGAUGCGUCCUAGUGUGUCUAAUUACACUUCUUUGAGACGAGGGAAUUGACUUUGGUGCCUCAAAAGCAGCAUCAAGAGAGAAAGAGAGAGAAACUAAAAAGCAAAGAGUUCAGAGAGAGAUACCGAAUCUAAAUUGUUCUCAAAAAUGGGAAGAGAAGAUAUGAAAAUGGAUAUUGAUCUGUCCCUUAGAAUAGAUACUGAAAAUAAAGAAGAUACUGAACUAAAAGAAGAAGAAGCAGAAGAAGAAGAAGAAGAAGAAAAGGAAGCUAAAAAAGUUCAAGAAAUAAUGCAAGAAAACAACUGUCAAGAAGAUGAUGCACAAGAAACAAAUGAUUAUAAUGAAGCCACAGCAACUACAGGUGUAGCUGAAGGAGAAGUAGUUGAUGAUUCAUGCAUAGAAUUAUCUUUGCAAGAUACCACAAAGACAGAAGAGUUACCUGCUUUACAAAUGGAGAUAAGUAGAAUGAAAGAGGAGAAUGAAGUGUUGAGGAAAGUAGUAGAACAAACCAUGAAAGAUUACUAUGAUCUUCAAAUCAAAUUUGCAAUUGUCCAGCAAAAUACCCACAAGGAUCCACAUGUGUUUCUUCCCAUUAGAAAUAAUGAGAAAGAUCUUGAUCAAGAACCAAACUCAGUUCCAAAAUUUUUGGAUACCAAAACUAAUGAUCAAAGAUUUUUAUCACAUUUAUCAAUGAAUAAAAGGAUAGUUGAAGAAAGUGAAUUAGGGUUGUCAUUAAGGCUGCAAACUGAUCACUCAGAUCAACAAGAAAAAGAGGAAGACAAAGAAGAGAACAAGGAAGAAAAUGGAAACUACAUGCCGCCGUUCCCUUCGGUGCAAAAUAAACAUCCAAGAACUGAUCAUCAUCAGUUGGCUGCUGGAGUCACUAGUCCUGGUGCUUCUUUAGCCAACAGAAAAUCUAGGGUUUCAGUCAGAGCCAGAUGCCAAGGAGCAACAAUGAAUGAUGGUUGCCAGUGGAGAAAGUACGGGCAGAAAAUUGCCAAAGGCAAUCCUUGCCCCCGAGCCUACUAUCGUUGUACUGUGGCACCAGGAUGCCCAGUCAGGAAACAGGUGCAAAGAUGCCUAGAGGACAUGUCAAUCCUGAUAACAACUUAUGAAGGAACACAUAAUCAUCCACUACCUGUUGGUGCAACAGCCAUGGCAUCAACUGCCUCAGCAGCUGCUUCAUUCAUGUUACUCGAUUCAAGUAAUCCUUUCUCCGAUGGCAUUUCUAAUUUCACCCCACCAUCCAUCCCAUACCGCGGCGCAUCUCACGUGUUUUACCCUCACUCCUCGCCUUUCCGAAGCGUAAACCCUAAUGAUCCUUCUAAAGGGAUUGUUCUUGAUCUUACUAAUAAUUAUAGCACUCAUCAUGAUCAUCAGCCUCCGCCACAAUUCCCAUUAGCUAGCUCAUCAUCAUCAGCUCGGCCGGCAUUUUCUUGGUUGCAAGGCAUGAAGUCAUCAACUCACCAAAAUAAUGGCAAUAGUACUCACUUUACUAGCGCUAGGGUAGUAGAAGGAACAAAAUCACUGCUAGCUGAAAAUGUAACUGCUAUUGCUUCUGAUCCAAAGUUUAGGGUUGCUGUUGCGGCUGCUAUUACAUCACUCAUCAAUAAAGAAAAGGGUGGUGCACCUCCUUCUUUGGUUGCUAAUAAGGAAGCAGGAGAGGGUGGCAGCUCAUCUAGUAGCAAGAAUUGGGUUCUUGAUUCCCUCUCUGCAAAUGGUAAGCCAAUUAGAAACUCACCUUGAAAGGAAAAGAAUCUGUACAAUGAUCAUUUCUUCAUAAAAAAAAAAAAAAAAAAACUAACACAGAUUAUGUGAUAUUACUUAUAGUGUUCUACUCCAUUUUCUUAUCAUAUACCCAAUAAAAAACACAUCCCAAAAUUGUAAUUUCUUCAUGUCAAGAUCAUAGCUGGCUUUUAUUGCCUUCUGUAAGUACUUGAAUUUAAUAUAAUUCAAGAACAAGACACUUCUCACUUUUCA